Molecule: messenger RNA, 387 nt
Organism: Daphnia pulicaria
Lineage: Eukaryota; Metazoa; Arthropoda; Branchiopoda; Diplostraca; Daphniidae
Product: probable 1,4-beta-D-glucan cellobiohydrolase A
Exons: 3
Coding region: 1-387 (128 amino acids)
Biological process (GO): carbohydrate metabolic process
Molecular function (GO): hydrolase activity, hydrolyzing O-glycosyl compounds
Source: RefSeq, a predicted model, not a curated record
AUGGGCAUGGUGUGUUAUUACGGGCCCGGCAAUUACAAGAAUCCCAGUCAGAGUGAAUACGAAAGUGGAAGGGACAUUACGUUCAGGAACGGCAAUCAAAUGACAUUGGCCAUAACUGGCCGUCCAACGAUCGAGGCUAGAACCUUCCUCACUACUGGAACCAAUUCAAAUCGACGCCUGCUCAACAAGGAGCUGUCGUUCGAAGUGGACGUGACGGCCUGCGGCUGCGGCAUGAAUUUUACCCUGUGUUUCAUCUUGAUGGAGAGCGACGGCGGCCAGUCCAGUUUCGGCUACACGGGCGCCACUUACGGCACGGGCUAUUGCGAUGACUCCCAGCCGGCCGAGCUGGACAUUUGGGAGGCCAGCAACAGUUCGACCAGCGUCUAA